CUUUGAUCUAAGCUUUUCUAAACACAUAUUACAUUUCUAUGAAGCAUGAGGAGCACCAUGACGAACUUUACACAUUUUUCAUUUUUUACGCUUGAUGCAUAUUUUGAUAUCAAACAGCUGAGAUACAUUUUAUUUAUGUUUGUGCUGUUUCUGUAUGUUCUGAUCAUUGGUUCUAAUGUGCUUCUGAUUGUGCUGAUCUGUGUGAACAGGAGCUUACAUGAACCUAUGUACAUGUUUGUCUGUAGCCUUUUUUUGAAUCAACUGUAUGGCAGUUCAUCAUUGUUUCCUUUCCUGCUGGGUCACAUGCUGUCUGACACUCACACUGUUGCUGUUCCACUCUGUUUUAUGCAGAUCUUUUGUCUUUACACAUAUGUAGGCGUGGAGUUUUGUAAUCUAGCCGUCAUGUCUUAUGACAGGUACCUAGCUAUCUGUCAUCCUCUGCAGUAUCAAUCCCUGAUGACCAUGAAGAAAGUUGCGGUUCUUAUUGCCGUAGCCUGGAUUACUGCCUUUCUGAUCGUUGUUAUUACAACAUCUUUGAGUUUCUCUCUGCAGCUCUGUGGAAAUGUCAUUAAUAAAAUAUACUGUGAUAACUACUCUAUAGUUAAACUGGCUUGCUCUGAUACUACAGUUAAUAACAUUUAUGGACUCAUUUCCACUGCUCUUAUUGUUUUUGUUCCAUUUGGUAUAGUUCUCUACACGUAUCUGAGAAUCCUCAAGGUUUGUUUUUCUGGAUCUAAACAGACCCGACAGAAAGCCAUCAGCACAUGCACUCCUCACCUGGCCUCUCUGAUUAACUUCUCGUUUGGCGUUUGCUUUGAGGUAUUGCAGAGCAGGUUCAACAUGAGCAGCGUGCCUCAUGCUGUCAAGAUAUUUUUGUCACUGUAUUACAUAACAUGUCAGCCACUGUUCAACCCUGUGAUGUAUGGCCUAAAGCUAUCAAAAAUACGUAGCUCGUGGCAACGACUGUUUCGAUAAAACUGGAUCAAAAAUGUUUACUGCUGUUCAUUAGUUUUUUGUGAUGGACAUCACCUGUUAAAUACCUACAAUCUGUUGAGAUGUGAAUAGAGCAUAUUGUGAAAAUAACACUUUUUUCACAAUUUUAGCAGCACUUUUUUGAGAGAUUUAAGCUGUUUCUGAAUGUAUGCCCUAACCGGCUAACCAAUCAAUCAAUACAUAAGGCGGGGACUAUGCAGUGGACUUUAUAGUUGACUUAGUGAAGUGACUGUUCAGCCUGUGGUCAUGUGACUCUGGCUCCUUGCAUGCUGCCUGUACUAUCUUUG
Molecule: messenger RNA, 1280 nt
Organism: Cyprinodon tularosa
Lineage: Eukaryota; Metazoa; Chordata; Actinopteri; Cyprinodontiformes; Cyprinodontidae
Product: olfactory receptor 10A3-like
Exons: 1
Coding region: 46-975 (309 amino acids)
Biological process (GO): G protein-coupled receptor signaling pathway
Cellular component (GO): membrane
Molecular function (GO): G protein-coupled receptor activity; olfactory receptor activity
Source: RefSeq, a predicted model, not a curated record